Blepharisma stoltei is the source of this 1636-nucleotide messenger RNA. NCBI's taxonomy places the organism in Eukaryota, Ciliophora, Heterotrichea, Heterotrichida, Blepharismidae. The record is from the annotation of a GenBank genome assembly.
AUGGCUUUAAUUAGCAUAGAAACAGAGAGAAAACUGGCUGAUUUUCUACUGCUUAUUGCUGAGGGAGAAAACGAAAUAGAAAAAUCAAGAAUAAGUCUUUGUGGAAACAGAGAGUUUGAGCCUUUAAGUGUUUUUAGGCAGCUUGACAGAUUUUCAAAUGGGUACUUGAAUUUUCUUGACAUUCAGGAGUUUUUUGAAAAUAAAAGAAUUGAAACCGCAGAUAAAGACAUACAGCUACUGAUAAGACAAUACGAUUCUGACUCAGAUGGAAGGCUUUUGAUAUCAGAUUUUUAUCAGAUCGUUCUUCCGUCCACUAACACUUACCUUCGGGAAUCCGUAAUCGCCCGUCCAUCGUAUAUGAAAAUUUCAUUAGACGUGGAAUAUCUCCUUAUUAGACUGCUCGAAAAAGAAGCCCUAUUCCAGAGACAACUUGAAUCGUCUAGAUACAGCUUGACCAGUCAAAUUGACUAUAAGCAUUUGGAUGCUUUUAGAUGCAUAAAUUAUGCAAACGAGUCUUUUAUCACCAGAGACCACUUGGCUGAGUUUUUUAGGAGGCAUUCACUUCCUGUGUAUGAAGAGGACAUUGAUGCCAUUUUAAGACGAGUUGAUACAGAUGGUGACGAAAGGAUAAGCUAUGCUGAGUUUGUUGAAGCAGUUCAAGCUUCAGAAAUUUUGCUUGAGUCACCAUACAGAUCAAUAGCAAGUCCAGUAAGGCAUUCUUCACCUCUAAGAAAAUCAUUUUCACCAAAUAGAAGCUCAUAUAACAGUCGAUCUUUAGAGUCUUCUUAUCGGAAAACGCCUAUAAAAAGUGUCAAUAUUUCAGAAAUUGCUCAAGUUUUAAGCGAGCAAGUUGCCUUGUCAAGAGAAUUAGACGCAGCAAUUAAAGAGCUCGGCCUAAGGGCUGAUUUUAAUUUAAUUGAUGCUUACAGGAUGUUUGAUAUAGAUGAUAAAGGGUUUUUUACAGAAUUAGACGCUGAAGAAACUUUAAACGAUUUUGGAAUCCGCACUUUUAAAGACGAAAUUUCUCUUUUAUUUAAGCACUACUGUCACAGCUCAGACAAAAAGAUGAGGUUUAGUGAAUUAAAUGAACUUUUUACUCCUAAAGACCCUGAAUAUGCAAGAUUGGUAAAAAAUAGGGUCCCUUAUAAUGCUCAAGGCCUCCCACUCAAGACUGAAGCCGCAAGGUAAGAAGGAGGCAGAAGGUAACCUCCCGAACGGGAGGUCUUUUGAUUGAUGACUGCGCCACCAAUAUGGAUAACGCCUGACUCUAAUAGCCUAACCCUUAUAAUGCUCAAGGGCUAAUAGGAGAAAUGUUUUUAGGCCUGAAACUAUGAACAAAUUGAUAAGGGUCCUUCAGCUGCACUUAGAAUGUGAAUCUAUGGCAGAAAAUUUGAGGCAAAGAUUAAGUAGAAGCCAAAGCUUUAAUAUUAUGGACGCUUUUCAAAUAAUUGAUAGGGAUAGAAAUGGAUACAUAACUUUUAAAGAAUUUCAACAAAUUUUGGAUGAGCAUGGGCUGAUUGCUUCUAAAAAAGAUGUGGAGAGCUUAAUGGAGAGAUAUGAUAAAGACAAAGAUGGAAGAGUUUCGUAUUCGGAGUUUAUGAAUGAAGUAACUCCGAAAUCACCACAAAAAUAUUAG